AUGUUUUGCCAGGACAACGGUGCAGUUCAUGGCCUCCGGCAACUGCCGCUGCUAAUCGCCAUCCUGACUGGAGUAGCGAUGAUGGUCACACCGGGCGCCAGUGGUCACCAGCUGCCCCCCGGGAACCACAAGUUAUGCGGUCCGGCCCUGUCCGAUGCCAUGGAUGUGGUGUGUGCCCACGGCUACAACACUUUGCCACAGAAGCGGGGAGGCCUCCUAUUCUCCACCACCUCCUCCUCCGAGGAGGAGGAUAAUGUGUGGCAAUCGCUGGCCGGGGCAGGCUACUCCUUCAGUCCGCUGCUGACCAACUUGUACGGCUCCGAGGUCCUGAUCAAGACGCGUCGCCACAGGAGACACAUGCCCGGCGGCGUCUACGACGAGUGCUGCGUGAAGUCCUGCACCUACGAGGAGCUAUCCGCCUACUGCCUGCCCAAAUAG
Molecule: messenger RNA, 438 nt
Organism: Drosophila takahashii
Lineage: Eukaryota; Metazoa; Arthropoda; Insecta; Diptera; Drosophilidae
Gene: Ilp1
Product: Insulin-like peptide 1
Cellular component (GO): extracellular region
Molecular function (GO): hormone activity
Source: RefSeq, a predicted model, not a curated record